ACCAUGAAUGAAAAUAACACACACAAGACACGUCGAACAUAUACAAUGACAUACAAAAUCAACCAAACGAAACAUCUAAAACAUUUCAAUGAGCCUUUAGAAAAAGAAAACUAUUAAAACAUAUUUUUUUUUUUUUUAAAUCCACUUCAUUAAAUGUGCUUUGCUCAGAUUGCUGCAUGAUGCUUAUGGUUUUAUAUCGCUUUACGAAGUAUGGAAAUCAAAAUAAUUGACAUGUAGAAAGACUGUCACAUAACUGCAAAGUUAAUUAUCUGUUCUUUUAAAUAUUAUUUCAUUUAGAUAUGACAUUUCAUAUCACAUAGAUCAAACAAAACGCAAGCACGCUAUUUAUGAUAACAGAUGUUGUAAUAUCAUUGAUAUGCUGUAAUCUCCGUGUUAUCCAAUAGGCUAUAGCUAGGGAAAUAGUUUAUAGUAGGAAAAAUACAAUAAAACCUUCAUGACUUUGAGACCUACCAGAUUAUUAAUCAUGACAUCUGUUAAAACAAUGACGUUUUCUUUCUUUCUUUCUUUCUUUCUUUCUUUCUUUCUUUCUUUCUUUCUUUCUUUCUUUCUUUCUUUCUUUCUUUCUUUCUAUUGUGCUAGCUCCAGUAACUGGUGAAAUUCACACAUUCAUUCUAUUAAUGUAAUUGGCUAGCUACUGUUUCUGAACUGAAGGGAAGUUUACUGUUUCUCUCGCUGUCUCCCCAGAGAGCAAUCUUUUCUAGGGAAGCUUAUUUCUAUUGGUCAAUGUGCGAUCACCUGGUUACUUUUACUGCUGUGGCUUUUGGCGCUUAGCCAUCCAGAAACAAACCAGUUGGACGGCUAUCAAUAGUUAUAGCCAGAUGUACAAAUACACAACAAAUCGCAAUAGUUCAGUUUGUGGAGCCAAUGAGUUCGUACUUUGUGAACACUGCUUUCCCCGCUGCCCUGACCAGCGGUCAGGACUCCUUCCUCGGUCAAAUCCCCGUGUACACAUCUGGCUAUGAAGCUUUAAGGCACUUCCCAUCUUCUUACGGAACUUCUCCGAUCCAAGACAAGACGUAUCCAUCACCUUGUUUCUAUCAGCAAUCAAAUACAAUACUUGAUACAAGAGUGCCCUGUGAUUAUGGGCCAUCCUGUUUUCAUCCAGAGAAGGACCCACCUACCGCCUAUCCCGCAGGCAGUGCCGGCGAGCAGAGGACACACAGCGAGUACAUGCCGUUCAACGCUGAGCAACAAUCCGAACCACACUGUGCACAAAACAAAGCAUUCAAGGAUGGACCACCCGACCGGAAGUACCCGGGUUCAGUUUAUCCAUGGAUGAUGAACUCCUGCAAUGGUUCAAACUAUGGAUCACAUGGGAAACGUGGGCGACAGACGUACACCAGAUUCCAAACUCUAGAAUUGGAAAAGGAGUUUCAUUUUAACAGAUACUUGACCAGGCGUCGCCGAAUUGAAAUUGCAAACGCCCUUUGUCUCACAGAAAGGCAAAUUAAAAUAUGGUUUCAAAACCGACGCAUGAAAUGGAAAAAGGAAAACAAGUUGAUUGGAACCACACAGUCAAACUGUGAAGAAACAAACACAAAAUCUAAAGAGUAGUGUGUAUGUACAGCCCGUUUAAUGUGUGCUAGCGUUCUGUCGGCUGAUUAAUGGUGUUCAUUUCGUGUUACAUCUAUUUAUUUAUUUAUUUAUGUAUUUAUUUGAACACUGUUAUCAGCACUCCUGUAAAAUAAUGAAGAUAU
Messenger RNA from Polyodon spathula (Mississippi paddlefish), 1718 nucleotides. RefSeq names its product homeobox protein Hox-A6-like. The coding region runs from base 886 to 1575 and encodes 229 amino acids. The record is from RefSeq and is a predicted model, not a curated record. The transcript has 2 exons. Gene Ontology annotation, biological process: anterior/posterior pattern specification; regulation of transcription by RNA polymerase II. Gene Ontology annotation, cellular component: nucleus. Gene Ontology annotation, molecular function: DNA-binding transcription factor activity, RNA polymerase II-specific; RNA polymerase II cis-regulatory region sequence-specific DNA binding. NCBI's taxonomy places the organism in Eukaryota, Metazoa, Chordata, Actinopteri, Acipenseriformes, Polyodontidae.